AUGGAUCGCGACGCCUGUGAAGUUCCAGAGCUGCAGGAUCUCGCAGCUCCCUGGCACGCAGACACCGUGCUGCAGCUGCGCACUGGCCGGAUGAAAGCCAUGCGCGGCCUGGCUAUCAAGACGGGCAUCGACAAGGAGGAGAAGGAGGGGAGGCUGUGGUGUGGGAAGAUGGGGUUGGAGGGGGAUGAGCAUGAUCUUACGUUUCAUGGGGGCGUACACCAGUACUACCCGAGCCACUAUCCUCUCUGGCGGUCGGAAUACCCGACCGCUGGCUCCCUGGACGCGUUCGUCCCUGGCGGCUUUGGCGAGAACAUCGUGGCCGCCCACAUGAACGAGCGGAACGUUUGUAUCGGCGACAUCAUCCGGGUCGGGGAGGCGCUGCUGCAGGUCAGUCUUCCGCGGCAGCCGUGCUUCAAGCUGAACCACCGCUUCGGGAUCAAGGGCUUUGCGAGCCAGACGUGGAAGAAGAGUCGCACGGGGUGGUACUACAGGGUCCUGGAGGAGGGGUGGAUUGCUGUUGGCGACAGCAUCAGGCUGGUGGAGAGGCAGUGGGAGCGGUGGACGGUGGAGAGGGUGCAGGAGUAUCUGCAUCGGAAUACGGGGGAUCUUGAGAAGCUGGAGGAGCUAGAGAAAAUACCAGAAUUCGGCAGCGAGUGCAAGAAGGCCAUCCGACGCUUGAUCGCUGCACUGAAAGCAGCCGAGGCCUCCAAAACUGCCCCGAAAGAAACAUUCGAGCAUUUCACGCUCGUGUCCAAGAAAGCCGAAACCCCCCGCAUCUCAUCCUUCACGUUCGCUAAGUCUGGAACAGAGCCAGAAGGAGAGGCUAGUGCCAUCAGUCCUGGAUCUUUCGUGCGUCUACGACUCCCUAAUGGACUGCUGCGCUCAUAUUCAGUUGUCAGCGGGACGAGUAGUAGGUUUACGUUGGGCGUAGCCCUCGACGACCAGAGUCGCGGUGGCUCAAGAUUCAUGCACGAGACGCUGAAGGAAGGCGAGAAAGUGCUAGUUGGCAAGGUUUCAAAGAGCGUGCCGAGGCCUGAUGGAGCCUCGAACCACGUUUUCAUCGGGGGCGGGAUUGGGAUCACGGCCUUCUUGGGACUGAUCGACAUGUAUCGGCGGAUCAACUAUAGCUACACCCUUCACUACGCCGUCCGCUGCGAAGAGGACAUACCCUUCAAGGUGGAGAUGGGACGCAUGGGAGGGAACGUGGUGGUGUAUGAUGGAUCAAAGGGGGCGAGGAUGGAUAUCAAGGGGAUUCUGAAGGCGAGGACGUGGAAUUCGAUGGUGUAUGUUUGUGGGCCGCGGCGGAUGAUUGAGGAUGCUCAGAGGUGCGCGCGAGAGCUGGGGAUGGGGGAGAGGGAGGGGGAGGCGGAGGACGCCGAAAUCCAUUACGAGGCUUUCCAAGCUGACUAUACUGGUGAUCCGUUUUCGGUCGAGGUUGGUGGGCAGGAGAGCAGGGUGUUGGAUGUGCCGGGUGAGAAAACCCUGCUGCAAGUCUUGAGGGAGGAGGGGUUGGAGAUUGACAGCAGCUGUGAGGUGGGGAGGUGCGGUGCUUGUAAGGUCCUGGUCAGGGACGGGGUGGUGCAGCACAGGGGGAGUGCGUUGAGCGUGGAGGAGAAGCGGGAGGGCGCCAUGCUCAGCUGUUGUAGUAGAGGAGUGGGGGUGCUCCGGAUUGAGUGGUAA
Drepanopeziza brunnea f. sp. 'multigermtubi' MB_m1 is the source of this 1680-nucleotide messenger RNA. The record is from RefSeq and is a predicted model, not a curated record. Lineage: Eukaryota; Fungi; Ascomycota; Leotiomycetes; Helotiales; Drepanopezizaceae.